Chondrus crispus (carragheen) is the source of this 333-nucleotide messenger RNA. RefSeq lists its product as hypothetical. Bases 1 to 333 code for a protein of 110 amino acids. Gene Ontology annotation, molecular function: DNA binding. NCBI's taxonomy places the organism in Eukaryota, Rhodophyta, Florideophyceae, Gigartinales, Gigartinaceae. The transcript has a single exon. The record is from RefSeq and is a predicted model, not a curated record.
AUGCCAAGAGGACCGCCACUCAGCGACAUCGAGAAGGGCCAGAUCCUGGCCUUGCACCAUCAACUAAUGUCCUUACGGGAUAUAUCUAAGGAGUUGGGAAGAUCCGUAGGAGCCAUACAGCGCUUUUUAAAGAAUCCGAGUCGUACCUCUCGUGCUUAUGCGCUUGUAACUGGUCAAAAGCUCACCGUCCGCGAAGAGAAAGCCAUGAUCCGAAAGGCAUCCACAGGAAACUUUUCAGCUCAAGAUCAAAAGAAGGACCUCGGACUACCGGUAGAAGUGCGCAGAAUUCAACAAAUUUUAAGCGCAACUCUACACUUGAAGUAUAAAAAAUGA